AUGUCAACUUUUGUUAAAUCUAAAAGUGAAGAUGUACCAGACAUAGACUUUGAUGAUCUUGAAGAUAUUCUAGCUCAGUUAACACAAGAGGAAUUAGAAGAACUUAAUGGAGAUUUCGAUCCUGAUAAUUCCUUGUUACCACCUAGUCAAAGACAAAAGGAUCAAACAGAUAAAAGCCCUACAGGACCCUAUAAACGUCAAAAGUUGCUCGACUUUUUAGAGAAGAAAGCCAAAGAAGAAAAGGACUGGGAACAAAAUAAACCCUAUGUUAAAGAAACAAAAGGGAAAGUAUUUGUGCCAAAAAAGAUAGAAAAUAAAAAAGAAGAACAAGUAAAUGAUGAUGGUACCACUGAUACAGAAUGGGAUGAUAUUUUACAACAAGCUUCCGAAGAGGAAUUAGUUGAUCUUGCUGCCGUACUUGGAUUUCAUAGUAUGUUAACACAAACACAAUAUUAUGCAUCAUUAGAAGACAGAAAAAUUCAUGAGGGUGGUUUCACAGGUGCUGCCCAUGCCCAGAAAUUUAAUCCACUGCCCAGCGAGCCUCCAAAUACUACAGAUGUUGAGGGCAGUAUAGAAAAAUUAAAGAAUAAUGAUCCUGAAUUAAAGAGUUUGAAUCUCAAUAAUAUUAAGAACAUGUCUGUUGAAAGAUUAGAGCAAUUAGCAGAUGCUUUGAAAGACAAUACUCAAUUAAAGAAAUUAGAAAUGGCUGGUGUGGCUGCUAAUGAUAAAAUUGCCAGGGCACUGGCUAAAGCUUUGGAAAGUAAUAAAACAUUAAAGACAUUGAAUGUAGAAUCUAAUUUUUUAACUGGAGAAGCUAUAUUAACUUUAUUAAAAGCUAUUAAUAUUAAUCAGUCAGUAUUACAUUUACAUGUAGCCAAUCAGAAACCAGAGGUGUUGGGAAACAAAGUUGAAAUGAAUAUACAGAAGUUGAUUUUAGAAAACGACACCAUGAUACGAUUUGGUAUUCUAUUUGAAUUUCCUGGAGUUCGUGCCAAAGUCACAGAAAAGAUUCAACAAAACAUUGAUAAAUUGAGGAAAGCAAGAAUUGGUGGAUCAUCAUAGAAAGUGAUACCUAUUGUGUUUUUAUCUUGUAUUCAACAUGUCAUUACCAGUUUUAUUUAGUAUUUUUUAGCUCAUAAUGAUUACACCUUGUUGUGGAUUGAGUAUAAGUCUCUUAUUAACAUCUAUGUCCAAAUAUCACGUGUCUUCAAAUUUCACAGAUUACUAAAUUUCAUAUUAGGCUGAAUACGUAUUGAAAAAUUUAUCAGUGAACCUUGUAAAAUUGGAAUAAAUGACUUAAUUUAGGGUGUCAAGAAUUCUGAAGGCACAAAUACUUUGUAUUGCAAUAUUAUGUAUAACAUCAGCUCAGAUGCAUAGUUUUUGGCUCUUUGUGCAUAGUUUAGUGGAUUAGUGGCAACACUAUUUAAAUGUUGUCAAAUGUGGUUUAUGCUUAUGCCAUGUAGCUUACUAUGUAAGAAGAAAUUUGUUCAUGUUGACUAAACUGUAUACUAUAAAAAGUAAUUGGCAAAUAGUUUUCGCAGACUAUUCAGAAAUGAACUGUUAAAUUCUUAGAAAUGUGUGCUUUUUGUAUUUUGUUAUUUCAAGGAUUGACUAAACCUUAAUCCAAUAAACUGAAUAAAGUUUGGAAGUAGCUUUGGCAUCUACUUUUUGCCUGAUUGACUCAAAUAGAAUAUAUAAUUUACCUAUUUAACAUUGUUAAUUAUAGUCGCUUUAUGACUUUGUUAUAAUGAUUAUGUUUAGUGUAUAGCCUUUUUCAAUUGUACAGUGCAUUAUUUAAAAAUCUUUUACUCUUCAUAUUGAAAUGUGUUUACCGGCCCAUUAUGUAGAAAAUGUCAUUUGUUUUGUUAAUUGUAUAUUUGUAGGCAUCCUUAGAUUUUCCUGGAAUGUGCUUUUUUUAUAAAAUAAAAUAAAAUGCACAGAAAAUUUUU
This is a messenger RNA of Lottia gigantea (owl limpet), 1949 nucleotides long. RefSeq lists its product as hypothetical. Lineage: Eukaryota; Metazoa; Mollusca; Gastropoda; Lottiidae. Bases 1 to 1062 code for a protein of 353 amino acids. Gene Ontology annotation, molecular function: tropomyosin binding. The record is from RefSeq and is a predicted model, not a curated record. The transcript is spliced from 9 exons. Gene Ontology annotation, biological process: myofibril assembly; pointed-end actin filament capping. Gene Ontology annotation, cellular component: myofibril.